GAGAUACCCUGAAACCUCCCCCCUCUGACCCCGCAGCCAGGCCCCAGGCUGGCCGGGAGUGGCCCCUCACACUGGUUCUCCCCACUUUCUCUGCCUGUGGCAUCGAAGGCCCCGGGCACCAUGGCCCAGGCCCUGGGGGAGGACCUGGUGCAGCCUCCCGAGCUGCAGGAUGACUCCAGCUCCUUGGGGUCCGACUCAGAGCUCAGCGGGCCUGGCCCAUAUCGCCAGGCCGACCGCUAUGGAUUCAUUGGGGGCAGCUCAGCAGAGCCAGGGCCGGGCCACCCACCUGCAGACCUCAUCCGCCAACGGGAGAUGAAGUGGGUGGAGAUGACCUCGCACUGGGAGAAAACCAUGUCCCGGCGGUACAAGAAGGUAAAGAUGCAGUGCCGGAAAGGCAUCCCGUCUGCCCUGCGCGCCCGAUGCUGGCCCCUGUUGUGUGGGGCCCAUGUGUGCCAGAAGAACAGCCCUGGCACCUAUCAGGAGCUGGCAGAGGCCCCUGGAGACCCACAGUGGAUGGAGACCAUUGGCAGGGACCUGCACCGUCAAUUCCCUCUGCACGAGAUGUUUGUGUCGCCUCAGGGCCACGGCAGGGGCUCCUGCAGGUGCUCAAGGCCUACACCCUGUAUCGACCGGAGCAGGGCUACUGCCAGGCCCAGGGGCCCGUGGCUGCUGUGCUGCUCAUGCACCUGCCCCCAGAGGAGGCCUUCUGGUGCCUGGUGCAGAUCUGUGAGGUCUACCUCCCUGGGUACUACGGGCCCCACAUGGAGGCUGUGCGGCUGGACGCCGAGGUGUUCAUGGCCCUGCUGCGGCGGCUGCUUCCGCACGUGCACAAGCACCUGCAGCAGGUGGGCGUCGGACCCCUGCUGUACCUGCCCGAGUGGUUCCUGUGCCUCUUCGCCCGCUCCCUGCCCUUCCCCACAGUGCUGCGUGUCUGGGAUGCCUUCCUCAGUGAGGGAGGAGGACUCACAGGGGUGGCUGUGGAGGCCUGGGGCCAGAGAGGCCACUGUCCCCAGGGGCCAGGCUACAGUCUACGAAGCAGGGAGGGCUUGGAGCCAUGAAGCCAGAGAGGUGGAGGCUGGGGGCCAGGCCAAGAACAGGAGGGGAGUCGGAGCAGAGCCAAGCUGGACUCCCUGUGUCUUUGGGACUCUGCCUUGAUACUGCCAUCGGUAACCCACCUGCAUUCUGUUCUAUAUGUGAGGUCUGGAGGUUGCACCUUAAAACGUGGUAGAAAUCAGUCAGCAUAUGCAUACUGUGCAUACUGAAUGCCUGUCGUGUGCUCAGCCGGCUUCCUGCCCUCCGCACAGCGGAGGACCACUGGCUGACUUAGAGUUCUGGCCACAGGUGUCCAAGUCGCUAUCCAUGCGGUCACCUUCCAACCAGCCUUAGACCUCGAGAGCAGGGCUGGGCAGAGCUGGGCAGGGCCUGACCUGCCCACCUGGGGGCAAACACUACACAGGCUCCCUUUAUCAGAAGGACGAUAGUAUGAAUAGUGAUUGUUCCUACCAUCAUCACUCAACCUCGCUGGUCCCCUGGUGGCUCUUCUCAGAUCAGAGGCUGCCAGGAAGGAAUUUUGAGGCUCCAGGACUAGCCCAAACUCACACUGUGGGGAGUGUGCACUGAGUGCUAUGCUCCUGGCUUAGGGAAGAGCAGUUCUGCCUAGGAUCUUUCUAGAAUCAGAGGGUCACAGAUCCAAGUUGGAAAGGCCCUUAAAGGGCUCCACCUGACCUUUCAUCAUGGAGAUGAGCAAGCUGAGGCCCAGGGAGGGCUUGGUGUGAAGGCAUCAGUAGCCCUGGGCUCCUGGCAGGAAGCUGGUGGCUUGGAGGGGACUGGAGCCUUGGGGUGUGGACAGGGAGCUAGCUCACCAGCUCCAGGGUUCCCUUUUGGAGCCUCGAGUCAUGGGACCAGGUGUGCUGAAGGUGAUGGCCCUGUGCCUGGUGGCACAUCACCUGUCACCCGGAUGCUGCCUGGGGUAGGAGCUGGGUGAUCAUAGCACAUGGAGGCCUGACUGGCUCAGGGAGGGUAGGAGGUGCUCCUCCCCGGAGCCCACAGGCACCUGCUGGGUGCUUGCUGGCUCCAGAUAUGGAUGGCAUCUGAGCAUCAAGUGAUCAAGACCUUCAUUUUGGCGGGGGUGGGGAUGGGAGGCGACAGUAACCAAAUUCACAAGAUAGUAACUCUUCCCCAAAGCAUCUGUGGCUCUUGAGGCUAACUUGGCCAGUACAGCGGCCUGUGUUACCCGAAAUGCAACUCCACCCUCUGUCAUUGUUCCUGAACCGGGGAGGGCAGAGCUGCAGGAGAGUGGGAGGCAUAUGGCUGAGGGCAGGUUUGGGUGCAGAACUGUGGAGGGGCAGGGCCGGCCUCCCAGUGAAUAAGCCCC
Molecule: messenger RNA, 2374 nt
Organism: Homo sapiens (human)
Lineage: Eukaryota; Metazoa; Chordata; Mammalia; Primates; Hominidae
Gene: TBC1D10C
Product: TBC1 domain family member 10C
Exons: 8
Coding region: 121-1155 (344 amino acids)
Biological process (GO): retrograde transport, endosome to Golgi
Cellular component (GO): cytosol
Source: RefSeq, a predicted model, not a curated record